AUGACUAACGAUCCUGAAAAGUUCGAUUCGAUGCUUCUAGCAAUGGCACAACAACAUGAAGGAGGAGUGAAAGAUCUAUUAUCUACAAUAGUUGGAUUUUUGGCCCGGAAAACCGAUUUUUUCACAGGCGGGAAAGAUGGAGAGUGGGAGCAGGUUGUGAAAGACACUUUUUAUGUACAUGCAAAAAAAGCACGUGAAGAAGCAAAUAAAAUCAAAAAAGAAAAAGAGGAAGCUGAAAAAAGGUUAAAGGAUAUUCAACAGAGAAAAGAACAAGAAAGACUUGCACAGGAUUUUGAGCCAGCUAAAGUGACUGAAAUCACUGAUCAAGAGGCAGCUGAAAUGCAAGAAGACAUUGAAAGAGAUAAAAUUAAAACUGAAGUUGGAGGUGGUGAAGGUUCGGGCAGUGACAAGGAAAGUGAUAACAUACCAGAUGAAGAAGAGGACCCUAAGGAGAAGGGUAAACUUAAACCAAAUGCUGGAAAUGGAUGUGAUCUGGAGCACUACAGGUGGACGCAGACACUGGAAGAAGUUGAGUCU
Molecule: messenger RNA, 537 nt
Organism: Iphiclides podalirius (scarce swallowtail)
Lineage: Eukaryota; Metazoa; Arthropoda; Insecta; Lepidoptera; Papilionidae
Source: the annotation of a GenBank genome assembly